CUGUUGCCCUCGUUAUGCAGAGGUGCGUCUCCUGGCAGAGCCGGGGAAGGGACUUAACGAGUCACCGUGACUCAGGAAAUCCGAGGGUGGUGCGAGCUUGCGGUCACGAGAUAAGGUGUGCUGACGUGAAGCAGCACGGCUGUGUAAAUACCCUUGGAGGAUCACAUACAUUUCCUGCAGGAACAUUGGGUCCACGAUGCCUGGUCGCUGAAGCAGGGCAGAGGCAGGCACGUGGACGGUACAGCACCGUGCGCGCCAUGCUGGGAAGGGCUCUGGGCAGCAAGGCUCUCGUUGCCGGCCUGCGGAGGAUGAGCGUGGCCCGGGGCUCUCUGUGCAUCAAGGAGGCACCAAGGGCACCCCAGGCAAGAAGAGCGUUUUGUGACAUUUCAAAGGAUGGGAAGGGCGCGCCCCUCCAGACCGCUGCUCCAGGUCGCAGCGCCUUGAGAAACGAACGGCAGCCCACAGGGUUCGAGAAAAAGGCACUGAUAUGGGCAGGGCGGUUUGAGAAAGAGGAGGACAUCCCAGAGCUCGUGUCGUCUGAGGCCAUCAAAGCAGCCAAGAACACAGUGAGGAUCCGGGCAUCGUACGUCAUGAUGGCACUGACGCUGCUGUGCUGCUUGGCCAUGGCCAUCUCUGGCAAACACGCCUCCAAAAAGGAUAACACGCUGGUGAGGAUGAACCAGGAGAAGAAGGCCAGGUGGAAGGAGGAAGGAGAGAGAGACCGGGAGGUGGCAGUGGUCAAGGCCGAAUGACCCAGAGCGGACGGACAGGACCGGGGCACUUCGAGCUCUCGGGAGCUUCGUGGGUGUCACUCUGCCAGGGUGAAGAUCUCACUGCUUCCCAACGGCUUGUUUCAGGAUCCCAAAACGCGAGUGCCAACACCCGGGAUUUCUGUGCCGGCAGCUUUCCUCCGGGCUUUUUGACUACUCCCUUUGAGAGGCCCAGAAAUCAGCCCGUUCUCUCCUAAGCCAAAAAUGAGGGGAAGGAUGAUGUGGUGUUAGGGCAGCCAGGGGGGGUCAGGUCUUUGCUCUGCCACUGACUCUCUAGGUGGCCACAGUCAAGUCACUUAAUGAUGUGGAGAGCCCCAUGUCUGACCUCCAGCCUGCGUGACCACGACCCCACGGGCGGCUGGGACCAGGCAUCAGCAGGAGCCGAGACCUUCACCCCCCUCCCCACCAAAGACGUCCAGGCAGACACCUUGGAAGAACCAGCGGAGACACGGCCAUCGUGGAGCAGCGGAGCCGACAGCUCGGCAAUCCCACCGCUGUGCCAUAACCUUUGUCUCCGGGUACCUGCACUUUAUGCACAGAGUCAUCACCAUGGCAGCAUCGCUCGUCCUGCCGCGCUGCAGCUUUGCUCUCAUUAUCAUUAUUAUUUUUAAAUUCCGGUUGUUAUCUUCCAGUUCCCACACUUGUUCUGUCGGCUGCGAUUUUGAGCCAGCAAUGAACUGCCGCUGCAUUGUUUUUGCUAAAGUUUGAUUAUUAGUGGGUUUUUUUGUUUUUUUUUUAAAUCCUCAUAGUUCAUGAAUUCAUCAUCAAACAGCUGCUUGGCUACAUCGAAAAUAAAUGCGUCUUCUCACAGCUUCA
Messenger RNA from Gavialis gangeticus (Gharial), 1586 nucleotides. RefSeq names its product protein FAM162B-like. The record is from RefSeq and is a predicted model, not a curated record. Bases 15 to 752 code for a protein of 245 amino acids. The transcript has 4 exons. Gene Ontology annotation, biological process: positive regulation of release of cytochrome c from mitochondria; neuron apoptotic process; cellular response to hypoxia. Lineage: Eukaryota; Metazoa; Chordata; Crocodylia; Gavialidae. Gene Ontology annotation, cellular component: mitochondrion.